CACCACUGUCUCCAGUGUACGCGUGGAAAGGUUCCUGUUUAUCCGGUGUAUAUGUGGCAAUUGGCAAUAGAUUGCCUAUCAGUCACCGACGAACUCAUCGGACGUUUUGCGUAGAGAUUGUUCAGGCCGGUAUCAGUUCCAGGGUCUACCGAAAAGAAAGUCAUGGCAUCUACACGAGUCGGUCAAAUUCUUUUUUCCACAACCCUGCAGAGUGUCAGAAAACCAUACCAAUUUUCUACCAAUAUUAGAUAUUAUUGUUGUCACAUUAAAAACUAUGAGUUCAUCAAGGUUGAGACAACAGGGGAGAAAAACAAUGUUGGUUUGAUUACCCUGAAUAGACCAAAGGCAUUAAAUGCUUUGUGUGAUGGUUUGAUGACUGAGGUGAAUGAUGCUGUUUCCAAGUUCGACAAGAAUGAUAGCAUUGGGGCCAUUGUACUUACAGGCAGCGAGAAAGCCUUUGCAGCUGGGGCUGAUAUAAAGGAGAUGCAGAACAACACAUAUUCCCAGACAAUUAGAGGCAACUUCCUGACUAGUUGGGAUGGAGUAUCCAAGGCUAGAAAGCCUAUAAUUGCUGCAGUGAAUGGCUACGCUCUAGGUGGUGGCUGCGAGUUAGCUAUGAUGUGUGACAUAAUCUAUGCUGGUGAGAAGGCUAGGUUUGGUCAACCAGAAAUUGCCAUUGGAACAAUUCCUGGUGCUGGUGGCACUCAGAGAUUAACCAGAGUUGUUGGCAAGAGCAAAGCAAUGGAGAUGGUACUGACAGGAAAUCAGAUCACUGCUGAGGAAGCAGAAAAAAGAGGUCUUGUCAGUAAAGUCGUCCCAGCGGAUCAGUUAGUUACAGAGGCAGUCAAGUUGGGUGAAAAAAUUGCCUCUCAUUCACAGUUGAUCGUUGGCAUGGCCAAGGAAGCUGUCAAUACUGCCUAUGAAACAACCUUGCAAGAAGGACUCCACUUUGAAAAAAGAACGUUCCAUGGUACUUUUGCAACGGCUGACAGGAAAGAGGGGAUGACAGCGUUUAUCGAAAAGAGACCGCCCAAAUUUACAAACGAAUAGACGAUAUUACUGUUAUCUCGAAUUGGGGUAUAAUUGUGUAAGUGAUCCUAUUUUUGUAUUACCACUUUUUUUGUACCUACAGAUAAAUGUUAAUAUACACUUGUUAUCGAGGAUAUUAUCUCAAAUAAAUUUUUCUACUUAUUCUA
Nomia melanderi (Alkali bee) is the source of this 1196-nucleotide messenger RNA. RefSeq names its product Enoyl-CoA hydratase, short chain 1 (gene Echs1). Gene Ontology annotation, cellular component: mitochondrion. Gene Ontology annotation, molecular function: catalytic activity. Lineage: Eukaryota; Metazoa; Arthropoda; Insecta; Hymenoptera; Halictidae. Gene Ontology annotation, biological process: fatty acid beta-oxidation. The record is from RefSeq and is a predicted model, not a curated record.